AGCAAAGCAUAAACAAUAAAUUCCAUCACAAGAAAAGGUAACAGAGCAGAGGCAAGAAGAAGAAGAAAGAUGAAGCUGGUUUGGUCCCCAGAAAAGGCCUGCAAGGCUUAUCUUGAUACUGUUAAAUCAUGUGAGCUGUUUCAAGAAUCUGGUGUGGCAGAGCUUGUAUCGGCCAUGGCGGCCGGAUGGGACGCGAAGCUGAUCGUGGAAACGUGGUCGAAGGGAGGAUUGACGGCGACAAGCGUGGGUCUUGCGGUGGCGAGCCGCCACGCCGGGGGCCGCCACGUCUGCGUGGUCCCGGAUCAAGAAUCGAGGGAGGAGUACGCGGAGGCGAUGCAGGGCGCCGGAAUGUCGCCGGAGGUGAUCGUGGGGGAGCCGGAGGAGGCCAUGGAGGGGCUGGCGGGGAUAGACUUUCUGGUGGUGGAUUGCCGGAGGAGCGAGUUCUCGCGGGUGCUGAGGGUGGCGAAACUCGGCCACCGUGGGGCGGUGCUGGUCUGCAAGAACGCCAGCUCCAGCGUGGCGGCCGGUUUCCGAUGGCGGGGCGUGCUCGACGGGAAAACAAGAAUCGUCCGGUCGGUUCUCUUGCCCGUGGGGAAGGGGCUAGAUAUCGCACACGUCGGCGCCGCCUCCUGUGGCGGUGGAAGAAGCGGCGGCAGAAAGUGGAUCAGACAUUUCGACAAGGAAUCCGGCGAAGAAUUUCUUUUCAGAAAAUGAAAAAAAAAACCUCGUAUAAUUAAUUAAUUAAUCUGAUACUAAUAAUACCAAGGGGUCUAGACUAAUCUUUGGCUUUUUGCCCUUUGUAAAACCAUCUUAAGUGAAUAAUUAGAAACUCAUAAAUUUGAUUUAUUUUCUUUUUAAUUCUAUUUUUAGCAUUUGUUUGGUGCUGUAGAAAUGAGAGGAGAGAACUGAAGAAAGAAUGGUGUCAUUAUCUUUCAAUUUUCUUCAUUGGCUGGACAUAAGGCCUUGUUUCAACAUGUAAAUUAUGUGUGUAAUUUUGUUUUUUUAAUUAAAGUAAGAUUUUCCUU
This is a messenger RNA of Cuscuta campestris, 1025 nucleotides long. NCBI's taxonomy places the organism in Eukaryota, Viridiplantae, Streptophyta, Magnoliopsida, Solanales, Convolvulaceae. The record is from the annotation of a GenBank genome assembly.